AUGGAAAGCCGAGAUUUCGCUCCUCCGCACCACCUCCUGACGGAGCGGAGCGCCUUGGUCCACAGCGCCGCGUCUCGGAUGGCUUCAGGCGGCCACGGCUCCGUGCAGCACCCCGCUCACUUCCAGCCGGGGAAGUACUACUCGUCCCACCUCUCCAUGGGUCCACACUCAGGUGCUUCCUUCAUGGGUUCCUUCCUGGCCAGCAGUCUGGGGUCGCCGCCCUCCCACCCGCCUCACCCCUCGGGACCUGCUGCCUCCCCCUCCUCCCCCUCCUACAGGCCUGGACCCCAUUCGAGCGCUUCCCCUAUCUGGUUCCCCCAUUCACAUGAAGGGUACCCCAGCUAUUCAGGAAGUCUUGCUUCUCCUUUUCUCCCCAUGAGUCCCCUGGAUCACCAUAGCAACAGUCUCUACGGACAGCACCGCUUCUACGAAACUCAAAAAGAUCACUUUUACCUGAGGGGCCUUCCUCCUCAGCCCCCUCUGCUCUCCACCAGUCACAGCCUUCAUCCGCUGUCCAGGUCGGCCCCGGGCCACUCAUAUGGCUCCUGCAGCCGAGAGACGGAUAACGGGGGAGGCGGCGGGAAGAGCACCAAGGACGUGGGUGAGAAAGGAGUUUCAUCUGUGUCAAAGGCGAAGGAGCGAUCGAGCAGCAAGGAGCGGCACCAGGAGAGCAAAGAAAAACAACAUCAGCUUCAUCAUCACCAUCCUCAUCAGACGAACCCUGCCGCCACUCCUUCUGGCCACCACCACCAAGCUUACCCCCACCCUCACCAUGCCCUCCUUUCACACCUCACACCACAGGACAGGGAGGAGGACCACAGACACUCUCUGGAGCGACACAAGGAGUACAGAGACAGUGACUCAGCCAGUCAGGAGACGAAACACAUGAGUGCCUGUAAACUGUCCGGUGGUUCGACAGCAGAGACUGGCUCUGGAGGGAAAGGGGGAGCGCUGAGCAGCUGCAAUGGAGGUGGGGUUAGUAGACCUCCUUCUGGAGGAGGGAGGCGGUGCUCCAAGGAUGGACCCAUAAACGGGGAGAUGAGGAUCAGUGAAUCCUCAGCUUCUUCCAAUGAAUGUAUGAGAAGAGGUGCGGCUGCAGCAACAGCCAUCAUGGCACCUCCAAACCCGCACACUGUGGCCUCCUACUCCAUGCCUCCGCCACCUCCUCCUCAUGCUUUGCACAUGGGCUCCACAGUGGCAGGAGGGUGGCUACACCACGCACAUCACCAUCCUCACCCUGAGUUCUACUGUCCCCCAGCCCCUCUCACACUGACACCAUCCAAAGAUUCAGCAUCCACCCCUGGAGGGUCUGGCAGGGAGGCGAGAGUAAUUGGCCCAACUUACGUGCCCUCAGUCGGGCCCCUAGGAGACCUUGCAGCUACUGACUGUCGUGGAGCAGGAGGAGGUGGGAGAAAGUCAGAUGAUAAGAGCGGAGAAGGAUCUUAUGGAAGUCCCUCUCAUCACCUCAGCCGACUUAGUGCUUGCCAAAAGAAAGACAAAUCGCAGCCACACCAGCAGCAGCUGGGAUACGGCAAAGCUGACAAACCUCCUGACUGGAGCCACCAGACCCAGCACUUCCACAAAUCCAGCUCCAACGUGAGCUCUCAGUCUGAACUGCGGUCCUGCGGCAUGGACAGAUCUUCAUCCUUCAGAGAUGUAGAGGUUGUGGACGAUGUUUACCGGGCCUCACUCCCACUAGAGGCCCAGGGGACACACCUUGGUGGUGGACAGGGCACACCCAAGAACAGCUCCGACACCAGCACUCCCCCCUUUAGGGACUGUUCCCACUCAGGUCCUCAUCCUGAUGGGAGGGGGGGAUCAGGGGCAACAUCUCAGAGGGAGGGACAAAAGGUUGCAAGGAUCCGGCAUCAGCAGCACAGCAGCCAUGGAACAAAUACAGAAGAGAGGGGAAGAGACAGGGGUCAGACGGAGCCUUCCUGGGGGGCUCGAGGGGGCUACCAAGAGGACCAGAGAAAAAGCUCCCAUCAUGCACCUGUUGGUAACGGUGAAGUAAGAGGGCUCAGCAUCAGAGCUCCAAACAGUGACCACAACCAGCCCCAUUCUCAACCACCUCCUCCCUUAUCUCGCUCCUCGUCGCACACCGCUGAGGGUGAGGGCAGCGCCAUGAAGAAUCUAAUGAACUACAGCUCCCAGCAACCUUUGCUUCUGCCACAGCGGGGCCCUUUCGGAGGCCUGGGUGGCCUCAAGCAGGGCGGAGAGAGAUCAGAGAAAGGGGAACGUGGAGGAGCAAAAAGUAACUCUUCACUGCAAGAUCCUCCCAAACAAUCGCUGCCUCCUCGCCGAGGCUCCACUAACGAGGGAGAGAGGGGGGACAGAGGUGGGAAGGAGGCCGGGGAGGCAGGUGAGGGGGAGGUGCGACAGCCUCCAGUGGGUAUUGCGGUUGCGGUAGCCAGGCCCCCCCAUCGUUCCCCAGACAACACCCCUGGACACAGCAGACAGGGCAGGGUGCUGCCCAGCAUGAAAGGAGUGUCACGCCACGUGUAUCCUCUUGGCCGGGAGGCAGAGGAGAGAAAGAGGAUGACAGAGGAACAGAUCAGCCUUCAUCACCUGGACAGAGAAAGAGAAAUGAUCAUCAGGGAAAACAAGGACCGCGUGGAGUUCGCCAGGAUCCACCCAUCUAGUAGUUGCCACGGUGACCUGACCUCUCACCUCUUGGUUCCCGGAGGGGCCAGUAGGUUAGGGGCGGACCCUGCUGCACAUGCUCACCCGGCUCACCACCACUGGAUGCAAAGGACAGGAAGUCCCUCCCUCUGGAUGGGUCAUUCAUACAGUCUGAGUCACGUAGGAAUGAGCCCCGGCUUCCCACCAGGUCUGCCCAGCUCUCUGCAGCCUGUCUUGGGGUCACUCACCCAAGACCCCAACUCCCCCCUGGUGGUUCUCCCUACAGAACCGGGGCCUCAUCAUCACCUCGACGUUUUGGAGCAGUCAGGUCUGUGGCCCCCUAUGUACGGAGGCAGAGGCCCCCCUUCUCAUCUGCAGCAUCACCCCGUCUACUCCCGCUCCUCAUUCCUACGGCAACAGGAGCUGUACGCCCUGCAGCAUCAGCACCAGCAGCAGCAGCGAGCCAUGGAACACAUGCAGCGCCACUCCUUAGGACAGAGAAAACACGAAGAGCAUGCUAUCACCAUAGAGGACUCUUCUCACGAAUCCUCCGCAUCUGCAACUCCCCCCUCUUCAUCCUCGUCUUCGUUCUCCACUUCCUCACACAUGGCCAAACCCUUCUCUCACACCCCGCCUCCACCCAAGACGCCCACGCCGUCUCCGGGGAUGUGUCCCAGCAGCCGCCAGUCACCCUGCUACCACUCCCCGUCCAGGCGACCUCACCCGCCAAACCCUCUGACCCCUGCUCCAAGCCCGGCAGCAGCCGCGCCCCGCUCCCCGGCACUCAGCCCUGCUCCUUUACACCUCUCUAAGGGGCUGGAUAGGGGCAGUGAAAGAGGAGAGGGACAACCACCUCAGGACUACCCACAAUCCCUAGAGCCAGACCUACCACCUGUUUACACCUACCCUCCAAUCACCAUGGGUUUCAAGGCCGGGCCCUCACCUCCUGAAGCUCGAUUGGCUGAACAAGCCACGGUGGAGGCGGAGCUGGCAGAGCCAGCAGAGCCAGACUCCAAGACACUCCCACUUCCUUGCCACACCACAGAAGAAGAGCAGACCAGGGAAGAAGAGGAUGGGAGAGACUGUGUGGUGGUGGAAUCCCAGAGUGGAGUCGCAGAGGAAGAAAAGGAAGAAAGGUGGGUGAAAGCGAAAGGAUGCUCCGAGCACGAGAGCAAGAUUAUUGGAUUGCCAGCAUGCCCUUCUCCAGGAACGAUUCCAGAUCCAGCCUGCCCGUCCACAGCCUCGGGCAGAGCCCUAAAAGUAGAGCUCUCUCUGGGCUGCCCUGGCCAGAAGGUCAACCUGGAGGAGCCCAAACUAUCCAAAGAACAUAAGGAUGAUGAGGAACAUGAAAAAGAGGACAUUGAGGAAGUUGAGGGAGAGACAAUUGGGCCUGAACCAACAGAAUGUACCGUCUCUGUGUGUGAAGAGGAGGAGGAGGUGGAGAAGGAUGGGGACAAAAAUGCAGAGAAUGUAGAGGUGGUUGAGGUUGAGGAGGAAGAGAAGGGGAGUAGGAUGAGUGCAGGCGAGGAUUUGGUGGUAGUAAAGUGCAACUCUCCUGCUCCCUCCUUGUCCUCUGACCUUGUCCUAUGUCCUGGACCGAGUACGGCGGUCCAGCUCCAAGGGGCCUACAUGUGGAGCCUAGAGCUCCUGAUCGCCGCGGCUCUGUGCGCCACCAGAGAUGCCUUGUACCCGCCAGCACCUGCUGUCCGGGCCCCAAGCCCUCCACCACACCACGGAAUGGAGAUACUGGGAGAACUUGCCGACCUGGAGAUCCAGCACAGGAGAAGAGAGAGCAGAGAGAAAGACCCUGAGGGUGAGGACAUGCUGACCUUUGACCUCCACAGUCUGGCGACGCUGGCGGCCGCCCGUGCCCUGGAGAUGGGGGGAGGGGUCGUAGGUGUGGGGGCGGACCAGCAGUGUCCAAUCAGGAAGAGGCUCAACCUGCGCAGGAAGUGCAGCUGGACUCCUCGCCACGAGCCGGUGUGCCCAGUGAAGGGCUCCAUGGAGACGAUGGGAGGGGAGGAGCUGGCCAUGCGUGUCCAGCUGGCUGAGCUACAGCGCCGCUACAAAGAGAAACAGAGAGAACUGGCCAAGCUACAGAGGAAACACGACCACCAGAAAGAGGAGACGUCUCGAAGUCCUGCCCGCCGGGGGCCCGGCCGCCCCCGCAAGCGCAAGUCCACCCCCGGCCCAGCUGCUGCAGAGAGCUCCAAAAGACUCAGAGUGGGGCUGAAUUUACUGGAGGAAAAAGCCAGGAAGAAAUUGUCCAAUCACGGCUUCAACAGCCUCAGCACUGCACAGAUGAAAGCUCGCUGUAAGCACAGAGGCCGGCCCAGCACCCUGAGCUCCAGACUGGCCAGGCGGGUGACCCAGCUGAAGCAGAAGGCUGUGGCCCAGCGUGGUGCACCGUCGGCAAACAUGCUGCACCGCAGAGGGGCCCCUGGUGAGGAAGGAUCCUCCAACAGUCACUGCAGACAAGGAAGAAAAGACCUGCAGCUGGACUGGACGACUGGUCAGAAUGUGAAGAGGAGGAGGGGUCGAAAGCCCAAGGUGCUGAUGGCCGUCAACACAAACAGAGCUCACCACAAGGAUGGCCGGCCCUCUGAGAAACAGAGCGUUAGGGAGGAGAGGAGUGACAGCGACAGCUCGGAGGGCGAGGAGGAGGCGGAGGAGGACGGCAGCUACGCCAGCGAAGAUGGAGCCGGUGACAUCAAGAUUAGCUCAUCCUCUAAAGAAGCUCCUGCAAACCCUGCUGGGAUUGUGCCUUUUUCAUCGCAGUCCUCCAUGCUCCAAGAACACCAGAAAGCCAGGAGUAAGAGACCAGGGCCUCCCGGCAUGAGGAGCGUGGCCCGUGCAGAUCACAGGAGAGCCCCCAGAAGGCCGAGCCUCGACAACACAGAAAGGGGACAUCCAGUCCACCAAGGGACCAAAAGAGCGUCUCUGCCCAGCUGGGGUGUGUCGUCAGUGGGCUCCAGCUUUGGGGACGGCCAGGGGAACCAUGGAUCUAUGACAGCAGUAAUCAGGGCCAGCAGGGAAGCUUUAAGGAAGAGCUCAUCGGGACAGAGAAUUCUGGGAAAGGCCAAGGGCCACGCAGUGAGCCGGCUCCUGCAGAGCUUUGCAGCCGACGACGGCUUUCAGUUGGAUGAGGAAAGCAGCUUCUCUGAGGGCGAGGAGGAGGAAGAGGAAGAGGAGGAGGAGGAGGAAGAGGAGGAGGAGAUAAAGUUGAUCCAUCUCCCUCCCAACAUGCCAUGCAGAAUCCCUGCCCUGCCAAACUGUGUGCUGAGUAAAGAGAUGUUGGUGGACGGCCUGAAGAUCCUGAUCUCCAAGGAGGACGAGCUGCUGUACGCUGCCUGCGUCCAAACAUUGGACCUGCCUGACAUAUUCAGUGUUGUCAUCGAAGGAGAACGAGGGAAUCGCCCCCGGAUCUACUCGCUGGAGCAACUACUACAGGAAGCUGUGUUAGACGUACGGCCUCAGAGCGAGGCCAUCCUGACUGCAGGGACGCGGGUGUGUGCGUACUGGAGCGAGCGCUCUCGCUGUCUUUACCCCGGAUACGUCCAUCGAGGAGGCCCAGGUGAGGAAGAGAAGGAGGGCAGUGUGAUGGUGGAGUUUGAUGAUGGAGACAGGGGUAGGAUCUCCCUUGCGAACAUUCGGCUUCUGCCCCCAGGAUACCAAAUCUGUUGUGCGGAACCCUCUCCAGCUCUGCUGAUCUCACCUGGGCACCGCGGGAGACGAAGCUCCACCCAGGAGAGGAGAGACACACCCACAGAGAAACCAGCCAAUGAUGAGCUAGCAGGGAGACCCCAAGAGAAAAGACCAGUUGGCAGACCGAAGAAAGUCCACUCGGUGCCUAAGACGGCCAGCACACCAACAUCAGUAACAGACACUUUAACCAAAGGCAGCACUUCCUUGUUGAACUGGUCAGCUCCCAAGAAGAGACCGCCGGUUGACUUCUUCCUCUUCAACGGGACAUCUCGCAAGACCCAGAGGAGGACACGAGAGCGGGACUUGGGGUUGUUUCAUCGACCCGCCUCCCACCUCCUCGCACCCCCGACGCCUUUCAAAGGCAUCUUUGGCUCCCCUUUUGAAGGUGACUCGUUCAGUAGCAUUGCCAACAGCUACUCCACCUUCAGAAGCGGUGGGAGCUCUGGAGCGGGGCGGCCGGUGGCCACAGCAGCUUCCACGGGGCUCCGGGACUCUUCGUCCUCUGUUUGCUCCUCAGCUGUCACCGUGGCGACGGUAGCUGGAAGCAAGAAGCCAGUGAGCGAACGCGACAGGAAACAGCUCCUGGUGAAGCUGGACCAUGAGGGAGUCACCUCCCCUAAAACAAAGAACGGCAAGGCCCUGCUUCGCCUCAGUGGAAGUGGAGGAAAAGGAGGCAAGACUCUCUCCUCCACUGGGGCACCGCUGCGAUACAUCCACCCUGCCCUGACGGUGAAGGAGGGCAAGAAGGGGGGAGGGGAAAGAGACGGCGCUGGGGUCCGUUCUGAGCCCAUUGUAAAGGGCGCCCCACCUCUGAGAAAGGAUCCGCUGUCAGCAGGUCUUGGAGUCCAAGGUGGGGAUUACAGUCUGGACUACCCGAGUGACUGCCCCAGCUCCUACUCUGAGCUGGAUGAGGAUGAUGAGGAUGAUGGUCAGGAUGCUGAAGCACCUCGAAGUAGUUCUGCGGACGCGUCCCACCGCGGAAGCCGUUUUCUCUCCCGUCUCUCCGCCUGCUUCUCUUCCUCCUCCUCCUCCUCUUCCUCCUCCGGCUCUGUCUCCUCCUCGUCCCUCUGCUCGUCAGACAACGACUCCUCCUACUCAUCUGACGAAGAGUCCUCCUCUGUGCUGCUGCGCCGCGCACUGCUCCAGCAGGACAAACACAAGCACAGGCAGAACAUGACCUCCGACCUCCUGAGCCCUGACCCCACCACCUCGGGUUCCCCUCCCUCAGCGGCAGCCCCGGCACACGGCUAUGUGGCCAAGGCCAGCAUGGCCGUCUCGGGGUCAAAGGUGAGGGCUGACAGAAGAGACGACAGGAAGGAGUUCAUGUCAAAAGGAAGUACGGCGGGUAACAGUAGCACCGCUAAGAACCAGCUGAAGAGGAAAGAAGGAAUUUCUAGCAGCCACCAUCAGAGGCAGAGCAGUCCAGUGAGCCAGCAGCCCAAACCUGCAUCCAAGGACCCGGCAACAGCUAAGAGGCAGCGGAUGUCUUCACCUGAGCCUCUGCCCAACAUGGCUCGCCUUCUGCCUGGACGCCAGCUCUGGAAAUGGUCCGGCAACCCCACACAGAGGAGAGGUCUGAAGGGCAAAGCCCGCAAGCUCUUCUACAAGGCCAUCGUGAGGGGCAAGGAGACGGUGCGUGUCGGGGACUGUGCCGUGUUCCUGUCACCUGGUCGGCCCCAGCUGCCCUACGUGGGCAGAGUGGAGAGCCUCUGGGAGUCGUGGAGCUCCAGCAUGGUGGUCAGGGUCAAGUGGUUUUACCACCCGGAGGAGACUCGCCUGGGGAAGCGACACCGCGACGGCAAGAAUGCCCUGUACCAGUCGAGCCACGAGGAUGAGAAUGACGUUCAGACCAUCUCCCAUCGCUGCCAGGUGUUGAGCAGGGCUGAGUACGAUCACCUGACGCAUGAACGUAAGCCUGGCAGCGCGGAGAACGACCUGUUCUACUUGGCCGGAUCCUACGAGCCCACCACGGGCCAGCUGAUCAGUGCGGACGGCAUGGCCAUUGUGUCCUAGCACCAUCGGCUGGAGAAUGAUCCAAAUAUUGAACCUGAACUCUGGAGACGAAUACUUCCAGGAUGGUCCUUCAGAACGGAGCUGGAGACAGAGGGGGAACCAAGACAAAGAGCUGUGACUCUGCGUAUUGAUCUGUCCCUUUGUAAGAGAAGGAGCUAGCCCACUGGAUAAAGCCCGACAGUACUGGCACUUAUAGGAGCCUGGUUUGUUCUGGGGAAAAAAAAUCUGAUCCAUGUCAGAUUUAACCUCUUUAUCAGAUGUGGACUGAGGCCUCUUGUUGCAACGAGAUAUUACAGCCUUUCCCUUUGGCUGAAAUCACAGAGCAUCUCGUCACUGCAACAAGAUUACUGCAACAAAAGAGCAGGAACCAAGGACAUGAGCACUUUGGAGUACACUCGCUUGGAUAUGCGAUGGAGGGAGGGCGUCAGACUUGGCUUUCUGAAACAAAGACUGACUCAGAGAGCGGGAGAGACUGAAUGGUAAGCAGAGACUUACUGUAAACCACACUGGUUUGGAGGGUUUCGAUGGUCUUAUACUGGUAGUUUGACUAUGACAGCGUGAUCGGGAGAUCCCCAACAGGACCAAAAAAAAAACACUGUAGUUCGGACUUUGUGUGUAAGCGCAUAUAUGUGUGUGUGUUUGCAGAGCGGAUGCGAUGACCCUGUUAGGCAUUUAAUGAGCUCUAAGUAAAUAGUGCUUUAACGUGAGUGUGUGUUUGAGCUGUAUGUGUGGUCGUGCACGUGUUCACCCUGCGCUCAUCAAGCAGGGAAGGACGUCAUGACGCCGUUGGUAUGUCGGUAACACUCUGAAUAUGAAUCAGUCCUGAACUAAACGUGCAGUUUUCAGUCGCGACUGAAACACGAAAAAAUGUCUUCUCCUGUCAAGCCAUACACGUCGAUACCUCUCUCUCUCUCAUACCCUCCAGUUCGGGGAUGCGAAGACACAUGUACAGGUAGUUGGAUUGUUUAUUUGAAAUGUGAGUGCAUGGUGGUGUGAGUGCGUACGUGUGAGUGGGCGUGUGUUUGUUGCUUUGUACAGCAUCAUGUGUAAUAUAACAAGUUGUAAAUAGUAUACAUAUAUAUUUGUUCUUGUUUUUUUUGUUGAUUUCUUUUGCAGAGAAGAUUAUUUUAUUUAGA
Messenger RNA from Anoplopoma fimbria (sablefish), 9476 nucleotides. RefSeq names its product BAH domain and coiled-coil containing 1b (gene bahcc1b). The coding region runs from base 1 to 8340 and encodes 2779 amino acids. Lineage: Eukaryota; Metazoa; Chordata; Actinopteri; Perciformes; Anoplopomatidae. The transcript has 28 exons. The record is from RefSeq and is a predicted model, not a curated record. Gene Ontology annotation, molecular function: chromatin binding.